Molecule: messenger RNA, 5298 nt
Organism: Lodderomyces jiufengensis
Lineage: Eukaryota; Fungi; Ascomycota; Pichiomycetes; Serinales; Debaryomycetaceae
Gene: ECM29
Product: Ecm29p
Exons: 1
Coding region: 1-5298 (1765 amino acids)
Biological process (GO): proteasome assembly
Cellular component (GO): cytoplasm; nucleus
Molecular function (GO): molecular adaptor activity
Source: RefSeq, a predicted model, not a curated record
AUGGCAGAUCAAGAACUAUCUUUGUUGAACAAAGUGGAAUUGAAAAUAGCAUUAGCAGAAAGUGAUACUCAAUUGGAAAACUCAUUAAAACUUUACCUUUCACCAAUAUUAUUAAAACUUGCAAGUCCUCAUGCUGAAGUUCGAAAUUCAGUUUUAAAAAUCAUUCAACAUAUCAUACCUAGAAUUACAGCUGCAAGAAAUUUACAACUACCCAUUGACUCAUUGAUAAAACAGAUUCAGAAUCCAAAUGUUAAAGAAGGUCUAAAUUCGUCAUCAGUAAGGUUGUAUUCUGCAUUAUUUUUAUCAAGAGGAAUAGAUAGGAUAAAUGAUGAAGAAAAGAAGUCAUAUGUUCCAUCAAUUGUAGAUGGUAUUUCAAACUUACCACCUUCAAUUGCAUCAAGAAUGUUCAAUAUACUAUGUAAACUGUUAAACACUUGGAAAGCACCAGGAUAUAAAUCCGACGAUUAUAAAGAAUUAAGAACAAAAUUACAUUUGGAAAAGAAUGAAAAAUAUUUGGCUUUCAAAAUAAGUCAGUUCCUUUUAUUAACACUAGAUUUAUUAAACUCCCCUUCUUCUGGUUUAGGUCCAAUGGAUGUUAAGUUUUUUACUACAGAUGCUGGAGUCACAUUCAAAACCAAUACUGAAUUAAUUCAUUAUAAACUUAUACUUUUAGAAUUUUUAAAAUCUGGAUUUAGUGACGAACAAUUAGUAUUGCCCUUAUUAAUUGCUUCAGCAGACCCAUCAUCUUCAAUCAAUGAAUCAGAAAAGUUGUUUAAAAAGCUUGAAGUAGAUUUUGAAACUAUCCAACUAGAUGGUGAUAAAUCCUUUGUUGAUUAUUUAAUUAAUAUUUAUUCACAUAGUGGGAAUAGUACUUUUGACACAAAUCUCAAAUUAAAGAUUUUACAAGUAUUUUUAAAACUUGAAUCUAUAAGAUCUCACAGAGAAUUAACCAAUAUUGUAUCAAUUGCAUUGGAAUCUCCAUCCACAAAAUUAAGAAAAUUAGGAACGGAUCUCAUUAGUUUGGUAACGACCAAUAAAAGUAGCAAUUUACAAGAAUUUACAGAAAACAUUGCUAUCAAAUUAAGAUCAAGUCUUGGUGAUAAUACUACCGAAAAUUAUAGUCCAUCAAUAAUAGCUGAAAAACAAUCUAAAUAUGAGACUUUGGGAAACUUAUUACUUGCGUCACCUCAAAUUUUCAUUAACGAUUGGUCAUAUAUUACAUUCCUUCUUCAAGCAUUAGAAAAUGAAAAUGUGGAAGUCAAAGUGUCCAUUCAAAAUGUCUUAUCAAGUUUAACUGUACAUUUCAAUAAAUUAAGUGAGUCAAAUAAAAAUGAAUUAAUUGCAUCAGCUUGGAGUUCCACUAAUGCAAAUUCAAUGACAAAAUACGUUUUGACGAAAUAUAUCAAUUUGGCAUUCCCGUUUGAGAGUUCUGCUGCUAGGUUAUUGACAAUAAUUGGAACUGAUCAGAACAACCCACCUGAAAUUAUUGAAGAAUCAAAUAAGGGUUUGCAUCCAUAUUGGUUCAAAUUACUUAAAGAAAACAGUUCAACAGAGUUCAUUUUUACAAGUUCAGAUCAAGCUGUGAAAUUCCCAAAUUUUAUUGACUUCGUUAACAAGCUUUUGUUAGAAUUAGAGAAUUCUGAAUCUCCUGUUUGGAAAGUUUUGCCAAGAGCAAUUGAAUUUGCAGAACAAGUUUUAGUAAUGGAACCAUUAAAUAACAAGAAAACAGUCAUUGAAAUGGAUGAAAAUUGGUCAGUUAGAUUAGAAAAAGCUAUCGAGAUGAACGAAGAAGUCAAAGAAUUAGUAAUAUCGAAAUUGAAAAAUGAUCAAUCUAUUCAACCACAAGUUGUAAAGCUUUUAGAACUUUGUCUUGAUGGAUUAAUUGGUCAAUUCAAAGGUGCUAAUAUGAUGAAUCCAUUUUAUGCUAGAAUACUGGCAAAACUACUUUCAUUAUCAUCAAAUAACAUAGUAGAGCAACUAUUACCAAUACUUGAUGGGAUAGUCAGCUCAUUAGCCUCAGUUGACAAAAAUAAUUUAAUUGACAUUUGCAGGAUAAUUGGGAUAAUGGCUAGUCAUCCUUCAUAUAAUUCAAUUGCAAAUCUUUUACAAUCUACAAAUGAAACUGAAAAUGUUACAAUAGCACAAUGCUACAUUAUUUCUAGAAUAUUUGCUCGAAAUAUAGACACUACAUUAAUUUCAAAUGAAAGCGUAAAAGGCUUGUUGGAAAGGUUAGUAAAAAUCUCAAAUACUCAAUAUUCUUUAGCUUCUGAGGGUGUUUCGCAAUUGGCAAUGUAUGGAGUUUUGAAUAAAUUUGAAUCUCCCGAAAUUCGCUCCUUAGUUGAUGAAUUAAAGGCAAUUGCAAAAGCUAAGAUCAAAAAAUUUGAUGAAAAAUCUGUUCUGGAGUUAGGUUACUUAACACUAGUUGAUGAAAGAACAAAUGAUGAAUCAUUAACUGAUGAUGAACAAUCAAUAUUUGAAUUUCACAACUCAAAGGGAAUUGAAACAAUUUUUGCAUCUGCUGAAGCAUUUGUAAUAACUUCUGCUGGUUGGAAGUCAAAAUUAUUACAAAAAAAAUUAGAUAUACCUGAUGUCAAUAUUGCAAAUUUACCUCAAAGCACCAUAAGAUUACCAAUCAUAUUAGAUAAGAUAAUAUCAGCAUGUAAAGAUACAAAACCUUCACUAAAAAAAGCUGGUUGUAUUUGGGCACUUUCAAUGGUACAAACUUGUGGUCAUUUACCAGAAAUCAAAAGUAGAGCUACUGAUUUACAUUUUUGUUUUAUGAGAUUUUUAGCAGAUAAAGAUGAAUUAGUUCAAGAUUCUGCAUCUAGGGGAUUAGCAUUGAUUUACGAAUUAGGUGAUACUGAAUUACAGGAAUAUUUAGUUAAAUCAUUGCUCAAGUCUUUUACGCAAUCUGAUACAACUUCCAUAACUUCUGGUUCAGUUGAACAGGAUACUCAAUUAUUUGAACCUGACGUAUUAAGAACUAAUGAUGGAUCUGUAUCUACAUAUAAAGAUGUCCUUAAUUUAGCUCAAGAUGCUGGUGAUCCGAGUCUUGUUUAUAAAUUUAUGUCAUUAGCUAAAUCUUCUACUUUGUGGUCAUCCAGAAGAGGUAUUGCAUACGGAUUAGAAUCAAUUUUAUCACAAUCUUCAUUAGAUCAAUUAUUGUCAACAAACUCAAAUUUUGCCAAUAGAUUAUUUCCAAAAUUAUAUAGAUACAGAUAUGAUCCAUAUACAUCAGUUUCACAAUCAAUGGACUCAAUUUGGAAUGCAAUUGUUAAAGAUUCAUCAAAGACUAUUGCUGACAAUUUUACGUCAAUAUUAAAUGAAUUAUUAUCUGGUAUGGGUAAAAAGGAAUGGAGAGUAAGACAAGCAAGUGCAGCAGCAUUAACUGAUUUAUUACAAAUGGUGGAUAUUUCAAAAUAUGAAUAUCGAAUUGAAGAAAUUUGGAAUAUGAGUUUUAGAACUAUGGAUGAUAUUAAGGAAAGUGUACGUAAGGAAGGGUUGAGAUUAACUAAAAGUUUGUCGACUACUAUGACCAACACUUUAAAGAAAAGUUCAGGUUCAUCAAAUGAAGAUCUACUAGGUAAAUUAAUUGAAUUUUUAUUGGGCAACAAAGGGAUAUUAUCGGAUUCUCAAGAUAUAAAAGAUUUUUCAAUAGACACGUUAUUAAAACUUUGUAAAACUAAAACAAAAGCAUUAAAACCAUAUAUAUCAGUGUUGAUUGAAAAUUUUAUUGGACUUUUCUCAUCUUUGGAGCCAGAAGUUGUUAAUUAUUUGGCAUUAAAUGCUGGGAAAUAUAAUAUUGAUAAUAAUGAAUUUGAUUCCAAAAGAUUACAAAGUGUCGGAAAAUCUCCAUUAAUGGAUGCAAUAGAAUUUUUAUUAAGCCAAUUAGAUGAUGAAUCUAUUCCUCAAUUUAUUUCAAAAUUGGAGCAUUCAAUAAAGUAUAGUGUGGGUUUACCUUCAAAAGUCAGUGGCUCAAAAGUUUUGAUCUCCUUGGUGAUUGAUCAUAACCAACAAAUGCAACCAUACAGUUCAAAAUUAUUAGAAAUUGCAUCAAGUCAAAUUAAAAAUAGAAACGAUACAGUAGCUUCUUGUUAUGCAGCAGCAGCUGGAUAUGUCUGUCGAAUUGCAUCAGUUGAAGCUAUAAUAAAAUAUUCAGAAAAAAUUACUAAAUUAUAUUUCGAACCAAAAGAACCAGGUGAUGAAAGAUCAAGAAUUUUAGCAAGUAUAGCAAGUGAAUGUGUCUCAAAAUAUUCAGGGGAUAAAUUUAGUAUAGUCUCGUCAGCUUUUUUACCAUUAUCAUUUAUUGGAAAAUUUGAUAACUUAAAAUCAAUUUCUUCAAAUUUUGAUAAAGAAUGGACAGAACAUACGAGUGGUGAUUCGGCUAUAAAAUUAUAUUCAACUGAAAUUUUAGAACUUAUUGAACAUCAUAUAAAGUCAAAUGAUUUUAAUAUUAGAAUUACAUUAGCUAAAUCUUUAUCACAUUUAUGUAAGGCUUUUAAAGACUUACAACAUUUUUCACAACAAUCAAUUGAAAAAAUUACUAAUUUGUUAGUGGAAGCAAAUAAAGGUAAAUCUUGGGAAGGUAAAGAAUACGUAUUUGGAGCAUUAAUCGAUUUUGCAAUAUUAUCUAAAAAUCAUAUAUUAGAUUUACUUCCCCAAAUUGAAAAAACAAUCAUCACUGAAAUAAACAGAAGAAAUAAAAGGUAUCAAAGAUUAGCAAUUCAACAAGUAAGUAAAUUUAUAAAUCAAAUUCAUAAUGAUGAAGAUCUUAUAGAUGAGUACAUCAAAAUCAUGAGUGAAAUUUUGACUAGAGAUUUCAAAAUUAAAGAUGACGAUAGUGAUGAAGAAAUGGAAGAAACUUCGAAAAAUUCAACAAAGGAAAAAGAAGAAAAUGUCUUGAAAUUAUUGGAUAAUUUAACUGAUUCAUUUUAUGAUCCUGUUAAUUUCAAAUUGUUUAAAUUUAUUUUGGAAGAUUACAGAACCUUGUUCAGUUCUAGUAUAAAUAUUACAUGGAGGUCAAAAAUUGAAGUUUCAAAACUAUUUAGAAAAUUAUUGAAGUCGGUAAAAACUACUACAAUUGAAAUUGAAAAAGAAUUAAUGGAAAUUUGGACUGUUUUGAAAAAUAAUUGUUUGAAAACAGACUCCUUAGAAAACGUUAAAAUUGAAUUUAUAAGAUUAUCCAAGGAUUUAAUACCUCUUUUAAGUGAUCAAAGUAAGGACAUAAUACAAACAGACCUAACAAAUUUCUCAAAGCUGGAAAUGUCUAAUGUUGUAAAAGUAGAAAUAGAAAAGUAA